AUGGGUUGCUGUUCAUCCUUAAAUAUCGUCCAGCCUCCUCAACAAUUGCUUCAGUUACCCACCCAAGAACUGACUAUCAGGAAGAAUGAGCGAGAAUCCCUUUUCGCUAAAAAACCAUUGCAGAAAAUAGUGGAAAGCUUCAAAAGAGAAGGCCUCCAAAAACAAUUAAGCAUACCCCAGCUCAAAAGAGCGCUGCAUGAGCUCGGGUUAAAUCGUUCUGCAAUGGAAGAGCCAGAUAAUCCUUUAUUUAAGUACUUUACUUCCUUUGAGGAUGGAAAAUUAUUGGAUUUAACAAAAAUCAUUACAUCAGCAGUUCUUUUAUCUACGAGUGAAAUUGACAAGAAAUUAAAAGUCUUGUUUGAGGAAUACAAAGAUAAUAAUGAUCGUCUCCUGAAGCCAGGCAAUUUGAGAAAAAUGGUUUUGGAUUUAUUUGUGGUGAGUCUACAUCAUACACCAUUGCUGGCUAUUGGAGAAGGCCCAGAUAAACUUAGCUCAGAGGAGAUUUCUCAAUAUGGGGAAUCUUUGAGCCAAGAAGAAGACAAAUAUAUCGAAGAAACUUAUAAAGUUUUAUUGGGAAAUAGUGAAGAUUUAGGAAUCAAGGAACUAGAAACUGCUUUCAGUGAGCAUGGAGAAGUUUCGAGGAUUUUAAGUUCCAGCGGAUUGAGGGAGUUCAUCUUGCAUAAGUAUAAAGCGACCAUUAAUUUAUAA
Molecule: messenger RNA, 708 nt
Organism: Blepharisma stoltei
Lineage: Eukaryota; Ciliophora; Heterotrichea; Heterotrichida; Blepharismidae
Source: the annotation of a GenBank genome assembly